Messenger RNA from Odocoileus virginianus texanus, 1525 nucleotides. The record is from RefSeq and is a predicted model, not a curated record. Lineage: Eukaryota; Metazoa; Chordata; Mammalia; Artiodactyla; Cervidae.
CCUCUUGAGUCCCAUACCAACAGAGGACAGAUUAAGUUCAAUGUGUGGGAUACGGCUGGUCAGGAGAAGUUUGUGGACUGAGAGAUGGCUGUUGCAUACAAGCUCCGUGUGCCAAUGUGAUGUUUGACGUAACAUCGAGAGUUACUUACAAGAAUGUGCCUAACUGGCAUAGAGAUCUGGUACGAGUGUGUGAGAACAUCCCUAUUGUGUUGUGUGGCAACAAAGUGGAUAUUAAGGACAGAAAGGUUAAGGCCAAGUCAGUUGCCUUCCACCGAAAGAAGAAUCUCCAGUACUAUGACAUUUAUGCCAAAAGUAACUAUAACUUUGAAAAGCCCUUCCUCUGGCUUUCUAGAAAACUGAUAGGAGACCCUAACUUGGAGUUUGUCGCCAUGCCUGCUCUUGCCCUGCCAGAGGUGGUCAUGGACCCAGCCUUGGCAGCACAGCUUGAGCACGAUUUAGAGGUUGCUCAGACAGCUGCUCUCCCAGAUGAAGAAGAUAACCUGUGAGGAAGUAAGGCUGGGGCCCAGCAUCAGAAGUCUAGUUUUAUAGGCAACUGUCCUGUGAUGUCAGUGGUGCAGUGUGUUUGCCACUUUAUUAUAUAGCUAAGCAGAACAUGUGCUUAAUCUUUGGAUGCUGAAGGAAAUAGAGCUUUGGAGUGAAUGUGGAAGUUAAAAAAAAAAAAUUCAGUUUUUGGACCUGCAUAUUUAGGUGUUUUGGAACACAGUUGUUUACUCCUUGACUUUCAAAUAUAAGACUGCUGUAGUCGCAUGACAAUAUGAGAGCAGAGAGGUCAAAUAACAGAAGCCUGUGAAGUGUCUAUACACUGGGAAGGAACACCUUGGGGCCAGGCAGCUGGGUAUGAGCUCUGCCAGACGACAGGCAAGAAAUUGUUCUCCACAAACCUCUUUGAUUCAGCACACACCAACAGAGCCUCCCUCAGGGCUAGAGAAUCAGGCUGAAAGGCUCGUAAUGUGUGUAUCCUGUGAUUCCUUCAGGAUCUGAACAGAAGCUAAAGAGCCCUGAUGCAGGAACUUAACUUGAAGGUAGGCUGUGCUUAAGCAGCGGAGAGCAGACGUCAGCAAUGCCGUGUGAAUUAAUGAAGGCAAAGGAGCCUGGGAACUGCGUUUAUUGUGUGGGAAGGUGAUGACAGAGUAAAUCUUCCAAAUUUAAGUAUAUUUUAUGUUAAUUGCCUAAAGUAGCAUAGAUUUGCUGUUUAAAUCUCAUCCAUGGGAAACUAGAAUUGGGCUUGUUGAUUUCUUGUAUUAUCCACUAAAAUCACUGGAGUCCUUGUUUGUAUUUACUUGAGAAGCACAGAUCUAUUUCUAAAUAGCUUUACAACAUUAACUGUUUUAAGAAACUUCUUUUUAAUACCAUCCAGUUAAUUGUACCAUGAUAGCUCCUAAGUGGAACAUUAUAUCUAUCAGUCUUAAGUGCCACUGGGGAUAUAAUAGCUUGGGUCAUAUUAUUACAAUCUCUUUUAUUUAGAGCACUUAGGAAGCUAAAAAUUAAAUAUGCUUCAACCUGG